Hyaena hyaena (striped hyena) is the source of this 3066-nucleotide messenger RNA. It is a transcript of the gene ECM2, whose product is annotated as extracellular matrix protein 2. NCBI's taxonomy places the organism in Eukaryota, Metazoa, Chordata, Mammalia, Carnivora, Hyaenidae. The record is from RefSeq and is a predicted model, not a curated record. The transcript has 10 exons. Gene Ontology annotation, cellular component: extracellular matrix. Gene Ontology annotation, biological process: positive regulation of cell-substrate adhesion; extracellular matrix organization. Gene Ontology annotation, molecular function: collagen V binding; heparin binding; protein binding. Bases 67 to 2103 code for a protein of 678 amino acids.
UUUAAUGACACCAACCAGAGCCUACUUAGUUUAGAAUUUCAGAAAUUAGAUGGUAGAAAAGCCAGCAUGAAGUCUGCAGGUUUACUUUGUCUCCUUCUGCUUAUCGUUUGUCAAACUGACUUUGGACAAAAUGAAGAGGCACCUAGAAAGCAGCGGAGGAAGAUGUACUACAGAAGACCGAGGGGUAGCUCCUCGCCCGCCCGCAGGUCCGGUAGGCAGCUGGGGCUCCAGCAGACGACAGUCACACCCACAGCAACACGUCCCAUGCUGAAUCUGGACUACAGCACAGAGGAAAAGUUUGACUCCUUUUUAGGUUUUCUUGGAGUAGAAUCAAGUUAUAACGUGCUACCAGGAAAGAAGGGGCACUGUCUGGUAAAUGGGAUGACCAUGUACAACAAAGCUGUAUGGUCUCCUGAGCCGUGCACUACCUGCCUCUGCUCAAAUGGAAAGGUGCUAUGUGAUGAAACUGUGUGCCCCCCUCUGACGUGCCCCCAUACCGUCACACCUGAAGGAGAGUGCUGCCCAGUCUGCGUGGAUACUGAACAAAAAGAAUCGACCAACUUACCUCGUAAGCAACUGCCACUUCAUCGGGUGGAAACGGAUCCAGUGUUGCAAAAAGAGGAAAUUCAAUUUGAGGAGGAUGAAGAGGAAAUUAACGAAGAUAAAGAUAAGGAACAGAAGAAACAGACCCCUGGCCCCAGAGAGCAGGGGAGACCCCUCACUGAGGGGUGGAGCAGAGAAGGGGGAGAGCAGAGACCCCUCGAGGAGGGGAGGCAGGCCCAUCAACGAGGACAUCCAGGAAGGGAGGAAGAGGAGGAGGAGGAGGAGGGGGAAGAUGGGGAGGAGGAGGAAGAUGAGGAGGAGGAGGAGCACGAUGACAUCAUCAGAGGAGACGUGUUCAGGAUGCCCUCGAGACCCCAGGGCUCCCCCACUCCCAGACGCAGGCCGCCUCUACCCAGCGGGUGCUCUCUGUCCUAUAGGACCGUCAGCUGCAUGAGCGCGGGCCUCACGCAGAUGCCACCGCUGACGGCACCGGAGAUAACAAGCCUGGAGCUCGCUGGCAAUGCCAUCACCUCCAUUCCCGAUGAAGCAUUUAAUGGACUGCCGAAUUUGGAAAGGCUCGACCUGAGCAAAAAUAGUAUCACCUCCCCGGGCAUAGGGCCCAAAGCAUUCAAGCUUCUGAAGAAGUUACUACGCCUGAAUAUGGAUGGGAACAAUCUGGUAGAGAUUCCUCCCUUACCAUCUGCAUUAGAAGAACUUAAGAUCAACGACAACAGUCUUCAGGCUAUCAGUGAAGAGAGCUUAUCUGACCUAAAUCAACUGGUCACCUUAGAACUGGAAGGAAACCAUCUCAGUGAAUCCAACGUCAACCCUUUGGCUUUUAAAUCUUUGAAGAGCUUAUCCUACCUGCGUCUGGGAAGAAAUAAAUUCAGAAUUAUACCACAGGGACUUCCUGCUUCUAUUGAGGAAUUAUACCUGGAGAAUAACCAAAUUGAAGAAAUAACCGAGAUUUGUUUCAAUCACACCAGGAAGAUCAAUGUCAUUGUGCUACGAUUUAAUAAAAUUGAAGAAAACAGGAUUGCUCCUUUAGCCUGGAUAAAUCAAGAAAAUCUCGAGUCCAUUGACCUGUCCUACAACAAGCUCUACCACGUCCCCUCCUACUUGCCCAAGUCACUGUUGCACCUCGUGCUCCUUGGGAACCAGAUCGAGCGCAUCCCUGGCUACGUGUUUGGCCACAUGGAUCCAGGCCUGGAGUACCUGUACCUGUCGUUCAACAGACUCUCUGAUGAAGGCGUGGACCGAGUCUCCUUCUACGGGGCAUACCAUUCUCUGCGAGAGCUGUUUCUGGAUCACAAUGACUUAAAAUCUAUACCACCUGGGGUACAAGAAAUGAAAGCACUUCAUUUUCUGAGGCUGAACAACAACAAGAUACGGAAUAUUCUUCCAGAACAAAUUUGCAAUGCUGAAGAAGAUGGUGAUUCAACCCUGGAACAUCUUCAUCUUGAAAACAAUUAUAUUAACACAAGAGAAAUAUCAUCCUAUGCAUUUUCAUGUAUAAGAUCAUAUUCAAGUAUAGUUCUUAAACCACAAAAUAUCACAUAAUUCCAAGUUUUUAUUCAUCACUUACAAACUGUACUCCUGUAUUUAUCCCAGUAGUAUCUGUCAUCAAUAAGUGAGACCCAACCCACAGAGAAACAACCAAAACACACACUGAGUUUAGUUUUCCAGCAGUCUUAGUGAGAAUUCAGCUUUACACUAUAGAAAAAAGCCCUCUCCUGCAACUUUUCUCAAGAGAACAAGAAGAUGUUAUUUGCUGCUGAAUUAGAUUGGGGAAAUCUGGAGCAAAAUAAGUAUGUCCUUUACAGCAAACCUGAGUAUUGCUUUUAGCUAGGCUCUAAGUCCCUUUAAAAAUUACAUGUUAAGGUCCAAGACCAAGAAGUGUAUGGCAGGAAAAAAUAACAGGUGGAAUUUAUAAAUUAAUGUUCUGUUUAUUAUCCUACUGUUAAAGUAAUAUAUUAAUUUUCUAUCAGAUCCUAUGCUACAAUUAUUGGUAUAAUGAUGCUUAGUGACUGGCUUUGCUUGGUUCCUUUUUUCAUCCCACAUAUAAAAUUAAAACACUCCUGUCAUGUUAAUUUCCUGGCUGUGAGGACUGGAGGGAGUAUGGUUAUAUGCUGCCUAUUAACAUUAGAGGAAGCUAGAAGAAGGGCAUAUGUGAAUUCUAUACUAUUUUUGAAACUUUGCUGCAAAAUCGAAAAUUUCUGUGUCAGUUUAAAAGAUUUAACAGUAUUUUAAGAUCCUCAUUAUUCUUUAUUCAAGAUCAAAAGAUUUUAUGGAAAGUAGUGGACUUUGCUUAAAAAUGUGUUCACCGUCCAUAACGACAACCUUAUAAACCUGAGGCAUACAUUUUUGAAAAUUUUUGGUCCAAUGGUUACUGUUAGCAACUACCUUCUUUGAAUGUGCUUGAAAGUGAACUUUUAUUCAGUUCAGUUUAACAUAAAGCUAUUAGUAUUUACUAUGUACUGGAACCUACCAAACAUAUAUAGUAUUAAAAUUUUUAUUAUGUAA